Messenger RNA from Dibothriocephalus latus, 255 nucleotides. Lineage: Eukaryota; Metazoa; Platyhelminthes; Cestoda; Diphyllobothriidea; Diphyllobothriidae. The record is from the annotation of a GenBank genome assembly.
AUGGCCGAUAUAGGCAAAGGCAUGCAGGUGGGUCUGUCCUGGGUAAAGACAAAUUCCGGCAGGGUCCCUGAUGGUGCUAUUCAGGUACAGGCCGGUGUCUAUGUAUGUCGCGCCUGGCAUGCGAAUGAACAAAUCCCAGGCAAGUAUAUUCCACGUUAUGCGCUCGCCUACGUCUCCUAUGCUGGCAAAGAACUUGAGAAGACGGACUGUGAAGUUCUCUGUGACACUAGCUGCCCCGGACAAUCUCGCUGGUAA